AUUUUUGGGUUAUUUGAUCAUCUUACCCUUUUCAUGCCUUACCAGCCACUUCUGCUCUCGUGGCUCAGCAUGGAAUUUUUUUGGUAUCUUAUUACUUAUACUGUUUUCUAAUUGAUAUUGUAAGGCUAUAAAACUUUAAUAAGCUAUUGUCCCUUGAUUGGUUAACUGUUUUUGGAGCUUUCCCACUGCUUACAUUUAACUUGAUAAGCUGUAUUUUGAUGAACAUUCCAGGAGUGGGAGGUCAUCAAUGAGUUGAGAAUUGAUAUGGCUAGGCUUCAGCAGAGGAUGGACAAUAUGCAGAGUAUGCUGGAGGCAUGCAUGGACAUGCAAAUAGAAUUGCAGCGAGCUCUGUGUCAAGAGGUUUCCGCUGCCUUAAAUCGGUCAAAUUUCUCAACAGAUAAGCUUGAAGGCACUGUGCCUAAGGAGGAAUCUCAGUGGAAUCAUGUGAAGAAAGGAAUAUGCUGUCUAUGUCAAGAUGGCCACAUAGAUUCGUUGCUGUACAGGUGUGGGCACAUGUGCACCUGUUCAAAAUGUGCACAUAAAUUGGUCGAAAGCAUGGGAAAGUGUCCAAUGUGCCAGGCACCGGUA
Olea europaea var. sylvestris is the source of this 588-nucleotide messenger RNA. RefSeq names its product baculoviral IAP repeat-containing protein 8-like. The annotation marks the transcript as partial. The record is from RefSeq and is a predicted model, not a curated record. Lineage: Eukaryota; Viridiplantae; Streptophyta; Magnoliopsida; Lamiales; Oleaceae. The transcript is spliced from 3 exons.